Drosophila sulfurigaster albostrigata is the source of this 993-nucleotide messenger RNA. It is a transcript of the gene VhaM9.7-d, whose product is annotated as V-type proton ATPase subunit e. The transcript is spliced from 2 exons. The coding region runs from base 75 to 344 and encodes 89 amino acids. Gene Ontology annotation, cellular component: plasma membrane proton-transporting V-type ATPase complex; proton-transporting V-type ATPase, V0 domain. Gene Ontology annotation, molecular function: proton-transporting ATPase activity, rotational mechanism. NCBI's taxonomy places the organism in Eukaryota, Metazoa, Arthropoda, Insecta, Diptera, Drosophilidae. Gene Ontology annotation, biological process: proton transmembrane transport. The record is from RefSeq and is a predicted model, not a curated record.
UUCUUGAACAUGGCGUACUCUGUCAAACUUUCAAUUGAAGCGGUGAUCCAAACUAAAUUCGCUUUCAAAGGAAAAUGAAAACCCUGAUAACAUUUUUAGUGCUCACCGCAUUCUGGAUCAUUGUCGCUUUAGUUGGUUGCUUGGUUGCAAAACGUUUCAAGGAGCGAGGUGUCAUCAAAUGUUGUGUUAUUCUUACUGCCGUCUGCUGCUGGCUCCUCUGGGUAUCCACGUUCCUUAUGCAGUUGAAUCCGCUCAUUGGACCACGGGUUGAUCAAAUAGUCAUUUUCGGAAUGAUGUCUUACUGGGAGAAUUCUUAUGUGAUAAAUGGCGACGAAGAUAAGUAACUCCAUGGACCGAAAACGUCGCCAUUAUUCUCCAUCGCUGAGAUCUAUUUAAAAUGGAAUACAAUGCUGUGUUGAAAUAAUUUUAGCUCUACUUGACUUUGACAUAUUGUUCAAUUGUCUAUAUGGUCUCUAUACGUUUAAAAUCUCAAGUAAAAAUUAAAAUAUAAUAUAGGAAAUGUGGAAUAUAAAGGCUUCAGAUAAUUAUGGCAUGGUUUCUAGUCUCCGACGGAAGAACCCGAGUGAAAUAUAAAUACUUCCUGCUAAUUGCAACUUGUCACAAUAGUACUCCGCACUGGCUCUGGCUAAUAAACAAUAGAGAUAACUUUUAUUCCUAAGCAGUAUAUUAACGAAUAAUGUUUAUCGGAAGAACAGCGUGAGAAAUACAUUAACCUGUUCGUUAAAUGUCCAUUACUAAUGAAUAUAACUUUUCUGACUAUGGCAAUUGUUUUUCACACUCACUCGAAUCACUGGUGGAAAGCUGGCGCCACCUAUGUGCCAUUGUACGAACAUACAUAUAUUUAUGCCGAGCGGGGACACCAACCGAACUUGCAAUCUAUUUUUGUCACUAGCUGUCUGCUAUGAAACUGGUUAUUUUCUAUGGUGCGACAAUCGUAGAUAGGAAAGAUAAAUACUAUGUUAUUCACAGUUU